This is a messenger RNA of Penicillium salamii, 4452 nucleotides long. The record is from the annotation of a GenBank genome assembly. NCBI's taxonomy places the organism in Eukaryota, Fungi, Ascomycota, Eurotiomycetes, Eurotiales, Aspergillaceae.
AUGGCAUCCACUCGCUACACAGGGCCUUCGUGCCAUGAUCUUGACAAUACUUUGCGUAUUGAUGCUGGGUCAUGUCGAGGAGGUUUCGACUUUUCCCUUUUGUUUGAGGAAUCAAUCCUCCAGAUCCUACCUAUUUUAUUAAUGUUAAUUAUUGCUCCUCUUCGAUUAUGGCAACUCUCUCACACUCGCAACAAAGUUGUGAGGUCAUUUUUGGUCUUCAUCAAGCUUGCAGCUUGGUUGUCUUUACUGGCGCUGCAAGUCGUCCAGACAGCGUUGUGGGCGUUGCCGGCAGCCGACAGGACCAAGACAUCGAUCCCAGCCAAUGCACUCCUGACUGUCGGGGUGCUUGCGUUGAGUUUGCUUUCUUAUGCAGAACACAUGCGCUCCGUGAAACCAUCAUUUGUUUUAAACACCUACCUCUUCUGCAGCCUACUUUUCGAUAUUGCUCGGUCCAGAACGCUAUGGCUCCGCAGUGAAGACUCAUACAAUACCACCAUUGCCAUCAUCACCACAGUUGCGGUUGGCGUCAAGUUCGUACUGUUUGUGCUCGAAGCAGUUGAAAAGAGACAUAUUCUCAAGUCAGAAUAUGCUGGCUACCCACCUGAGGCGACAGCGGGUUUCUACAACCGUGCGAUAUUCUGGUGGCUGAACCCGCUUUUCAAAAUCGGCUUCAAUGGUGCUCUUCGCGUUGAAGACCUGUUUGUAUUGGAUAAGGAGCUAAGCUCCGAACGUCUUCUCUCUCGAUUCUCAGAGAAAUGGAGCAAAGUGACCACCAAAGCUCCCAAUACCUUACAAUGGGAAGCUAUGAAAGCUGCGAAAUGGCCAUUACUCGCUGCUGUCCCCGCCAGAGCUUGUGUCGUUGCUUUCAAUAUCUGCCAGCCUUUGCUACUCGAAAGAUCGCUGUCUUUCUUCAACUCUGAGGUGAACCCGUCCAGCAACAACAUCGGGUACGGUCUCAUCGGUGCUUUCAUCAUGGUCUAUGUUGGUCUAGCAAUCUCUAUGAGUCAAUACCAGCAUUUGACCUACCGCGGUAUUACCCUGGUACGCGGUGUUCUCAUCACAAUGCUGUACAAGAAGGCAACCUGCCUCACCCUCAGCGACAACGACCCAGCAAGCUCCCUGACUCUCAUGAGUGCGGACGUCGAGCGAAUCACCCAAGGAUGGUCUACCCUUCACGACAUUUGGGCAAAUUCCGUGGAAAUUGCUCUGGCUAUCUACCUCCUACAGCGACAGCUUGGAAUCUCCUGCAUUGUUCCUGUCUGUGUCGCGCUCUUCGCACUGGUCGGGUCGUUCGUCGGUAUGUCAUUGGUCGUUGCUCGGCAAGCCCAGUGGUUGGAGGCUAUCGAGAAGCGUAUCUCCUCUACCUCCGGGAUGCUCGGUUCAAUCAAGGGAGUCAAGAUGCUGGGUCUGCAGAACUCUUUCAUGAAGUUUGUGCACGGGCUUCGACUUGACGAGCUGGACAUCUCCAAAAAGUUCCGUACCCUUCUUGUUUACAACAUGGGCUUUGGCUGGUUGACACGUAUCUUUGCUCCAAUCUUCACAUUUGGUGUUUACGCCGGCGUUUCGAGUGAGCCUUUGAACGUCACUCGUGUGUUCACAUCUUUGUCGCUCUUCUCGCUCCUCGCAGACCCACUUUUGACAUUGGUGAUGGCGUUGAUGUCAUUUGCCGGUGCGGUUGGAUCCUUCCAGCGCAUUCAAGAGUUCCUUAACAAGGAAGACCACUCCGAUCAGAGACAACACCCCGCUGAGGCUUUGAGUCUCUCAAAGACUCUGACUGUGGAUGAUAUGAGUGAGAAAAAUGUCAUCGCAAAGUCUAUUGAUCUCGACCUAGUUUCCAAUCUCUCUGCCUCCGUUGACUCCUUCAAACGCAUGACUACCACUGCAUCCGGCCACGCUAUGGUGAUCCAGAACGGAAGCUUUGGCUGGGAGGCUGACAAGGAACCGAUUCUCAAGGGUAUCAACAUGACCAUUGGUAUGGGCAGCUUCACUAUGCUCAUUGGGCCUUCCGGGUGUGGCAAAUCCACACUCCUCAAGGCUCUCCUUGGAGAACUGCCCUAUGCCAAUGGCAAAGUUGAGCUCUCAUCCCCCAGUGUUGCAUACUGUGAUCAGACUCCCUGGCAUAUGAAUGGUACGAUCAAGGACAGCAUUGUGGCGAUGUCCGAUUAUGAUCCCACAUGGUAUUCCUUGGUGCUCCACGCCUGCGCUUUGGAAGAGGACCUCGCACAGUUCCCGCGCGGUGAUGCCGCUGUCAUCGGAAGCAAAGGCGUUGCUCUCAGUGGAGGUCAAAGCCAACGUAUCGCUCUCGCACGUGCAGUCUACGCUCGCAGAAGGAUCAUCAUCCUCGAUGAUGCUCUCAGCGGCUUGGAUGCAACCACCGAGAACCACAUCUUCCACAACCUUUUCGGUCCCCUGGGUCUUCUCCGAGAAAUCGGAACUUCGAUCAUUGUUGCGUCUUCUUCUGUCACUCGUCUUCCUUACUCCGAUCACAUUGUUGUCUUGGAAACAGAUGGUCGUAUUUCAGAGCAGGGCAGCUUCUCUACACUGAGCAAGACGGGCGGAUAUGUGGCAAGCUUUGGGCUCAGUUCCCCUGACUGGCAAUUCAAACCCAAGCGCCUCUCGGACUCGCUCACUUGCUCGAGUACUAGCACUAUCACCAAGGAGAAGGUUGUUCCGAAGGAGAAGGAGAUCUUGAUCGAUGAACCAGUGAAUCACGAUGCUGGUGGUGAUCUUGGAAUCUACACCUACUACAUCAACGCGAUUGGGUGGUUCCCGGCUGUUUAUUUUACAGUCAUGAUUGCUGCUUUCGUCUUCUGCAUCUCCUUCCCUAGUAUCUGGUUGAAGUGGUGGGCCCAGUCUGACACUGCUCACCCCAAGCAAGAGCUAGGUUACUACCUCGGUAUCUACGUGAUGCUCGGGUGUCUUGCCAUGCUCUGUCUCAUUGCCGGUACCUGGCAGAUGAUCAUCAAAAUGGUUCCAAAGUCCGGCGAGUUCUUCCACCGCAAGCUGUUGACCACUGUCCUCAGUGCGCCCAUGUUGUUUUUCUCUUCCACAGACAGCGGUGCCAUUCUCAACAGAUUCAGUCAAGACUUGAUGCUCAUCGACAUGGAACUCCCUAUCGCUGCUAUCAACACUGCUGCUACUUUCUUCCUCUGUUUGGCCCAGAUGGCACUCAUCGGCGUCUCUUCCAAAUAUGCUGCUAUCUCUUUCCCAUUCGUUCUCGCUCUGCUCUACGUGAUCCAGAAGAUUUAUCUGCGUACCUCCCGUCAGCUUCGUUUCCUCGAUCUCGAAGCCAAAGCUCCCCUGUACUCCCACUUUAGCGACUGUCUUCAAGGACUCGUUACUCUGCGAGCUUUCGGCUGGCAACAUGCUAUGGAACAGAAGAACAUCGAGCUUUUGGAUCUCUCUCAGCGUCCCUUCUACUUCAUGUUUGCUAUCCAACGCUGGCUCACUCUGUCGCUCGACAUGGUCGUCGCUGGUAUCGCCGUACUACUCAUCGCUCUGGUCGUCGGCCUCCGUGGAACCAGCUUCAGUGCAGGCUCUGUUGGUGUCGCUUUGUUGAACGUCAUUCAAUUCAGUCAAAGCAUCAAGCUCGUGGUAACUUUCUGGACUAACCUGGAGACUCACAUCGGUUCCAUCCAGCGCAUCAAAGACUUUACCGCUGAUGUCGAAUCGGAAGACAAGUCAGGAGAGGACCAGGACAUCCCUCCCAACUGGCCCGCCAACGGCGCCAUCAACUUCAACUCCGUCUCCGCGGCUUACAGACCCUCCGAACCAGUCCUGAAGGAUGUUUCUCUCAACGUCCUUGCUGGUGAGAAGAUCGGUAUCUGCGGACGAACUGGAAGUGGCAAAACAUCCAUGAUCAUGAGUCUCUUCCGAAUGAUGGAAUUGACCAGCGGCACCAUCACAGUGGACGGAGUCGACAUCAGCCACCUCCCCCGUCGGGAGAUCCGCUCGCGCAUCAACGGCGUCUCCCAAGACUCCCUCCUGUUCAAGGGCAGUGUCCGACUAAACGCCGACCCAACUGGGAUCCACACCGACAAAGACAUCUUGGCUGCACUCAAGAGCGUCCGACUCCUCACUGCAAUCCAAGAAAAGGGCAAUUUGGACACAGACAUCGACGAGAUCCACUUGUCGCACGGCCAAAAACAACUCUUCUGCCUUGCUCGCGCUCUCCUUCGCCCGGGUAACAUCCUCAUCCUUGAUGAGGCCACUAGCAACAUCGACACCAAAACAGACGAAAUUAUGCAGCGCGUUAUUCGCGAGAAAUUCUGCAACCACACCAUUAUUUCGGUGGCUCACAAACUCGAUACCAUCCUGGACUAUGACCGCAUCGUUGUCUUGGAUGCAGGUCAGAUUGUCGAAAAUGGAGAGCCGUGGACUCUCCUCCAAAACCCCAAGUCUCACUUUAGCAAACUCUAUGCGAGUGCGACCUCGAUAGAUGAGAUGGACUAA